Aedes albopictus (Asian tiger mosquito) is the source of this 6546-nucleotide messenger RNA. RefSeq lists its product as uncharacterized. The coding region runs from base 1 to 6546 and encodes 2181 amino acids. NCBI's taxonomy places the organism in Eukaryota, Metazoa, Arthropoda, Insecta, Diptera, Culicidae. Gene Ontology annotation, biological process: DNA integration. The record is from RefSeq and is a predicted model, not a curated record. Gene Ontology annotation, molecular function: nucleic acid binding. The transcript has a single exon.
AUGGCUACUUCAAGCCGACGACAAAGUGUGGUGCGACAAUUAGGCAAUGAUGAGAGCAAUUUCGAAUGCCCCCUUUGCACACGGCCGAAUGUCGCCGAUAAGUGGAUGGUCCAGUGCGACGUUUGCGAAAGCUGGAUCCACUUCUCGUGUGCCGGCGUCGAUAAUACCAUCAGCAACAAACCCUUUACGUGUGUGAGAUGUGCCCCUCCCCCACCACCGGCCGGAUCGAGAUCGUGCAGAUCAACGACAUCCAGCGUUCGUGCCGCCCGGCGAGAGCUAGAGCUACAGCGCUUAGCCGAGGAGAAAGCAUUCCAGGAAAGGUUGCUGAGGGAACGCCAGGAGGAAGAAGAAGCCAUGCAGAAGAGAGUUGCGGAGCAGGAACAGGAGCGGAGGAAAAGGGCGAUGCAGGAGAAGCUUGAGUUGGAGAAGCAGUACAUCGAACGAAAAUUCGACCUUUUGCGGGCCGAGUUAGAUGAGGAUGACGACGAUCGGAGUGUACGAAGCCGCCGAAGCACCCGGAGCGUUCAACGCACAGUCCAGACUUGGGUGAGAGAACAGGAGAAAUUGACCAUGGCCACCGGUACCGGAAUUGAUACGAUUCCCACUGGUCCCACGUCAAACACCGGAACCUUGCCCAAAACGACAUCUGCCGCGAUCCAGGAUGCUGGUCAAACCGUGGACACAUCCCAAGUCGAUGCCCAUAUCGAUCUUCCAGCUACAGCGACCAUCGAUUUGACAGCCUUGAAUAUUUCCCCUCCUACUUCCCGCCAGAAGGACCAACAUGCGCCCUUGAAUAUGGUCAUUUCUCCUCUCAUUCAGUCUGCAAGCCGAAGGGAUAGGUUUUCAACUUGUUUACCGCAGCAGGUAGGUGAGCAACAGCUACAGAAAAAUGCUGGUCAGCACCAACCACAACAGCGAAAUGAAUCCAGCGCCUUCGUCGAUAGUACAACUAAGACGGUAACAUUAGUAGAUAGUAAUACGCUAAGCCAAGGUAUGUUAUCAGUAUCUGCUCCAUUAUUUACUAACGACUCCCAGGGACAUUUUAUCGCCCCUCCGCGGCCAACCGGCGGCGAGCUCCUAAGUAGAUUCACUCGCCUCGCACACGUAGAAACUAUUCCUAAUAAUCCAUCUCAAAGGCAAUUGCUAUCCAAGCCAUUUGUAGAAAACGCUCCGAACUCGUUAGGCACUCUUAAUACCCCAUUGGUCCCUGUAUUUCCUCCAACACACCAACGCGUUACGAGUGUUUCUAGCUACUCGUAUCCAAUCACAACACCGAUGGUUUUCGAUAGAGGGCAAAAUGUGUCAAGUGUUACGCGAAGUGCUAGUGAUCCACGUGUCGUUGCGCCAGUAUACGCCGGGGUAGCGGGUAUCCAUCCAAAUGCCGCGGAGCCAACAACUUCAGUUCCGGUUUCGCGCCCUCCGCCGGACAUGACGCGGUUCGAGAUGCCACCAAUAGGCAUUCAAUCAUCGUUGCCGCCAUUGGCACCUCUUGAUGGACCGACGGCCCAGCAGAUUGCAGCUCGGCACGUUGUUCCAAAGGAUUUGCCGGCGUUUUCUGGCGAUCCAACGGAGUGGCCACUCUUCGCCAGCAGUUACUACAACUCCACGGCCAUGUGUGGCUAUUCAGACGGCGAAAAUUUGAUGAGACUACAGCGCAGCCUUAAAGGGAACGCCAGGGAAGCGGUUCAUUGCCAUCUCCUGCACCCUGCGUCGGUUCCGCAAGUUAUGAUGACGCUGCAAACCCUCUUCGGACGUCCGGAGCUCAUCGUUCGUAGCUUGUUGAACAAGGUUCAGUCAACACCAGCACCGAAGGCAGACAAGCUGGAGACCCUAAUUAGUUUUGGACUUGCCGUUCAAAAUCUGUGCAGCCACCUGCAAUCAAUGGGAAUGGAGGCGCACCUAUCGAAUCCAACUCUUCUUCAGGAACUGGUAGAUAAGCUGCCUACCAACUUGAAACUGGAUUGGGCCCUGCAUCAGCGUCAAUUGGCAACCGUAGACCUGAGCUCGUUCGGCAACUACAUGUCAACGAUCGUCUUUGCUGCUUCAAAGGUUUCUGUUGGAUCGGAACCAGUGAGAAGGUUUGAAAAGCCAAAGGGGAAGGAGAAAGGCUUUCUUAAUGUUCAUUCUACUGAAGAAGUGAGCAACAACGACCGAGAAGAGCGAAAGGGAAGCAGCGCAGGGCAGACGAGGACUCCAUACACCCCUAAGCCGUGUCCGGUGUGUAAGAAAGAACCGCAUAAGGUGAAGGACUGCCGCAGUUUCCUGAAAGCAACUAUCGACGACCGCUGGAAGUUAGUUCAUCAGGCGAACCUGUGCAGGCGCUGCUUGAUUGGCCACGGCAAAUGGCCAUGUAAAGCGACAGUGUGCGGGAUGGAUGGAUGCGAGCUACGUCAUCAUAGGCUGUUGCAUCCGGGAAGACCAGAAUCAUCGUCGAGCGCCAAGGAUCAGCCCAAAGUAACUGGUACCGUAGGUGUUCACCGUCAUCAGUCUCGUCCCACACUUUUCCGAAUCAUUCCGGUCACCGUUCAUGCGAAUGGAACAUCCAUUCGCACGCUUGCGUUCCUCGACGACGGCUCUUCCUACACAUUGGUAGAGCAGGACCUCGCGGAUGAACUUGGCGUUACUGGCGAGCUGGAACCACUGUGCCUACAAUGGACAAGUGGAAUAACAAGGACGGAGGCGAACUCUCGACUGCUGCAGAUUGAGGUAUCUGGUGUCGACUCCAACCGGAAACACAUCUUGGAGGAUGUACGAACAGUGGAGAAACUCGAUCUACCUCUACAAUCGUUACGAUAUCUAGAGCUAGCGGAAAAGUACGAGUACCCGCGGGGUCUUCCGGUGGCAAGCUACGACAACACGGUUCCGCGUAUUCUAAUUGGCGUAGACAACGCCAAUUUACUGGUGACGCUCAAGAAAAGGGAAGGGAAGAAGUUCGAGCCAGUUGCCACCAAAACUAGGCUUGGAUGGACGAUCUACGGGAACGUGGAAGGAUUCGGCGAGCCAUCCCAUCGACUUCUACACAUUUGCGCCCGAUCAGCUGACGAAAAACUUCAUGAAAAAGUCAAAGAGUUCUUCUCGAUCGAAAGUGUCGGCGUCGCAGUUGCAACGAGGAUCGAAGCAGAGGACGAACGAAGGGCUCGGACGAUCAUGGAGGAAACGACCAUCCGCACGUCAUCUGGAAGAUUCCAGACUGGUCUCCUAUGGAGGAAUGACUACGUCGAGUUCCCGGACAGCCGGGCUAUGGCAGAGCAUCGUCUCAAGUGUUUGGAACGGCGACUUAGUAAGAACCCCGAGCUGUACAGCAACGUUAAGCAGCAAAUCAAAGAUUACCAACGCAAAGGAUAUGCGCACGAGUUAACCGAGGUGGAGGCGAACAACAGCGAUCCUCGACGGGUAUGGUGUUUGCCCUUAGGGGUUGUGACAAACCCGAACAAACCAGGCAGGGUACGGGUCGUUUGGGAUGCCGCAGCUAAAAUUGAAGGGAUCUCGUUCAACUCCAUGCUGAUGAAGGGUCCAGACAUGACUGCGUCGCUCUCAACAGUGCUGUAUCGUUUCCGGCAACGACAAAUCGCCAUAGCAGGUGACAUCAGGGAGAUGUUUCACCAGAUCCAAAUUCGUCCACAAGAUCGUCAAGCUCAAAGAUUUUUAUGGCGAGAUGAACCUGGUGAAGCAUGCAAGGAAUACGUCAUGGACGUGGCAACCUUCGGGUCGACCUGCUCACCUUCGUCGGCCCAAUACAUCAAGAACAGGAACGCUGAAGAGUGGAGCGAACAGUACCCGGAGGCUGCGGUAGCCAUCAUAGAGUGCCAUUACGUGGAUGACUAUCUGGACAGUCUAGAUAGUGAGGAAGAAGCUGUUCGACUGGCGCUCGAUGUGAAGACCGUUCAUGCUAAGGCCGGAUUUGAUAUUAGGAAUUGGCUGUCAAAUUCAGAGCUGGUCCUUCAACGGGUCGGGGAUCCGGGCCAGCAGAUUACGAAGAGUUUCACAGUCGGCAAAGGAUCGGAGACUGAAAGGGUGCUGGGAAUGAGUUGGACACCGAAGGAGGACACUUUCACUUUCGCUGUGAAUUUUCGGAGCGACAUCCAAUCGUUGAUCAGUGGGACGAGCGUGCCGACAAAAAGGCAAGUUCUUCGAGUCGUCAUGAGUGUUUUCGACCCUCUGGGAUUAGUCGCGGUGUUCGUGAUCCACGGAAAGUGCUUGGUACAAGACAUUUGGCGGACCAAAAUUGGUUGGGAUGAUCCAAUUCCCGAGAAACUUCACGAAACUUGGCGUCGAUGGAUUCAAGUUCUUCAACAGCUACCUCAACUCGAACUACCACGAUGCUACUUUCCAAACUACAGUGUCGGCAGUCUUCGGAGUCUACAGCUUCAUGUGUUUGUGGAUGCCAGCGAGACGGCCUACUCUUGCGUCGCUUACUUCCGGAUUGAAGAUCAGGAAAGGGGAUUCCGAUGCGCGCUUGUUUCGUCCAAGACAAAGGUGGCUCCGCUAAAACCGCUAUCAAUACCGCGUUUGGAGCUCCAGGCAGCGGUCAUCGGUACACGAUUGAUGAAGUCCAUCCAGCAGAGUCACACGCUGCCUGUCUGCCGACGGGUUAUUUGGAGCGAUUCAAGAACCGUCCUGUCAUGGAUCCAAUCAGAUCAACGCAAUUACCGGCAGUUUGUUGCGUUUCGGAUAAGCGAAAUCUUAGACGAGACCAAAUUGGAAGAAUGGAGAUGGAUUCCAUCGCGCCUCAACGUUGCUGACGAAGCGACCAAAUGGGGAAACGGGCCAAACCUAAGCGAGAACAGCCGAUGGUUCUGUGGGCCAGAGUUCCUCUGCAAAGAAGAAUCGGAGUGGCCGAAACAGGAGCUCCCGGAAGCCGAUACAGCGGAAGAACAACGACCAGUACACGCGCACCACAGAGCGGCAGAGGAACCAAUUGUCGACUUCACAAGGUUCUCCAGUCUUCAACGUUUGGUUAGAACCGUUGCGUAUGUGCGCCGUUUUAUCGCUGUUUCCAGAAGAAGAUUCGUAGCUGAAGUUCCUGCGUCUGCAAUAUUGUCUCGCCAAGAAAUUCAGGAAGCGGAGUUUACACUAUGGCAUUGGGUUCAAGCAGAAGUUUACCCUGAUGAACUGCAUACACUUCGUGUCAAUCAGCAGCUAGAAACCCAUGAACGUAGAAAAUUUGGGAAAACCAGUCCAUUACGUAAACUAUGUUGCUUCAUCGACCAGGCUGGAGUUAUUCGGUUGGAUGGACGAUUAGGAAACGCUCCACAUGCUUCGUAUGCGGCGAAAUUCCCGGUAAUUCUGCCUAAGAAGCAUCCUUUUACCGGAUUGCUCGUCUUAUCGUUCCAUCAGCGAUUCGCACACGGAAAUGGCCAAACAGUUAUCAACGAAAUACGCCAAAGAUUUCACAUCUCUAGCCUUCGAAUCAUGGUUCGACAGGUUGCAAAACAGUGCGCAUGGUGCACUGUCUACAAAUCCAGCCCACGCUUUCCCAAAAUGGCUCCACUUCCAGAAGUUCGGGUGACUCCUUACGUCCGUGCAUUCACGUACAUCGGCGUGGAUUACUGCGGGCCAUUCUCGCUACGAAUUCGGAGGUACGAGGUGAAAAAAUGGGUGAUGCUUGUUACAUGCCUUACGGUACGAGCUGUGCAUCUCGAGGUAGUCGGCAGCCUGUCAACCGAAGGCUGCAAGAUGGCUAUUCGUAGAUUUAUAGCGAGACGAGGAUCACCGCUGGAAAUAUAUAGCGACCAGGGGACUAACUUCAUCGGCGCAAGCAGAGAGCUGAGGGAGGAAAUAGCCAGCAUUAACAAGGACCUAGUUGGAACAUUCACCAAUGCCGAUACACAAUGGCGCUUCAACCCGCCUGCUACGCCACACAUGGGUGGAGCGUGGGAGCGUCUCGUGAAAUCGGUGAAAACGGCGCUGAGGACAAUUUCAGCAGGAAGAAAACCGGACGAAGAAACGUUCUACACGUACCUAACCGAGGUAGAAUCUAUAGUCAACUCCCGCCCGCUAACUGAAGUGCCGUUAGAAUGCGAAGAUGGUGAAGCGAUUACACCAAAUCACUUCUUAUUGUUGAACUCCAGCGGAGUGGUACAACCGCCUCAGCUUCCGAUAGCCAACGGUGCAGCUUUAAGGACCAAUUGGAAUCAAAUCCAAUACCUUUUGGAUCAAUUUUGGGCCAAGUGGAUAAGAGAGUAUCUGCCUAUCAUCAACUGCCGGUCGAAGUGGUUGACGGACGCCAAACCUGUACAACCUGGAGAUCUGGUGAUGGUUGUAGACGCAGGAUCACGGAACAGCUGGAAACGGGGCAAAAUAGUGAAGAUCUACAAGGGCGCAGAUGGCGUUGUACGACGAGCUGACGUCCAGACUAUCUACGGAUUGCUGCAGAGGUCUGUUACUGGUUUAGUGGUGCUCGAGGUGAUGAAGAACGGUACAGCUGCAGGAAGUUGCCAGCAAUACGGGUCGGGGAAUGUUGGAGAAACCGAUCACCCGGCAGCACUGCCACCAGUCGGUAAAUCAGGUUUGACCUCAAACUCAGAACGUCAGGGUGACAGAUGA